This is a messenger RNA of Seminavis robusta, 918 nucleotides long. NCBI's taxonomy places the organism in Eukaryota, Bacillariophyta, Bacillariophyceae, Naviculales, Naviculaceae. The record is from the annotation of a GenBank genome assembly.
AUGAAGCAUCCAACUUGUGUUGGUACGGUGCUGAGUUGUUGGGGUGAGGACCGACGAUUGCUGGAUGAACAGUUGACUCACCCAGGUGCUUCCAUGCUGACGGACUGUAUGCGCCGUGGCAUACCACGAACCAGCAUUGGCCAUUACGGCAUGAAUGCAUACAGCAAUAUGCGUUUCAGUACGGCAUAUGUGGCUACCCCGAUGGAGGCAGUGGAAGACAAGGUCCGCCUACAAAUGCAUCGUGCCGAGUUUGCUGAACAUGGAAUGAGGCCGCAGCUCAUUCGUGUGUGCCAUGCACUGGAAACGGAGGGUCUGGAGGGACAGAGCCCAGUGAGUCAGCCGCCCCAAAAGAAACAAAAAUACAACAACUCCCAAUGCUUGGAGACACGCAAGCCACACUCACCUCGUCAGCUGGUGUACGGAUUUUGCAACACUAGCCACAUCGACAGCAAGGAUCAGCUCACGGCUUUGCAGCAAAAGGAGCUGCACAUGAGGGCAGCCGACUUUGGGUUGGACCCCCAAAAAUAUCCAGGACUUCCCACCACAUGUGCCUGGCAAUUUGUCUUUCGACACGACAAUGCAGCUGACAAGUUGACGAUUCAUCAGCAUUUUAUCAUGCAUGGCUUGGGAGUUGCAAUGCCAAUCCGUCAUGGUCUUGGGCAUCAUUUCUAUGGUGGCAUCUUUGAGCACAACACCAGUCUUUGUUUGGUCCAGCGCAAAUUGGAUGGCUUCGUCUCGCUUACCAAUGAUGAAGACCAUUUCAUGCUCUUUGCUUGGGGGAAUAGCCCAAAGAUUCCCAAGAGAGAGAUUCAGCUGUUGCUGCAGGAAGCGGCAGUGCCUUUGGUGGUUGAUGGCCAAGUGGUGCCUGGAAAUGAUACUGCUGUACCUGCGGCAGAUUUGCCACCCCCUCCUGCUUAA